Messenger RNA from Falco peregrinus (peregrine falcon), 8062 nucleotides. RefSeq names its product BEN domain containing 6 (gene BEND6). The record is from RefSeq and is a predicted model, not a curated record. Bases 4895 to 6331 code for a protein of 478 amino acids. The transcript has 9 exons. Gene Ontology annotation, biological process: positive regulation of neuron differentiation; negative regulation of Notch signaling pathway. Gene Ontology annotation, molecular function: DNA binding; transcription corepressor activity. Gene Ontology annotation, cellular component: nucleus. NCBI's taxonomy places the organism in Eukaryota, Metazoa, Chordata, Aves, Falconiformes, Falconidae.
AGGUUCAUCAACUCACACAGCUUGAAUGUUUUGAUUCCAUCUGUUUAUUAGACUGAAUGUAAAUCGAAUAGAGUAUGAGCCAUGCAGUAUGUGCACUCAUGGCUUACAGUGUUGCUGGAAAAAUGCUGGCAGGAAUUCUGUGGGCAUAAAUUGACUUUGCAGACAGAGAGGUUGAUCUUGAGCCUAGAUGGAAAUAUACUGCUAAAGCUCCUAUGGCACUUCUUUUCUUUUUUUUUGUUACAGCAGUGGUGUGCCCCUUUGUCCUUGGUUAAAAUUUGCUCUGUAUUCAUUUUUGGCAGUGUUUAAUGUAGCAGUUGUCAAUCUGAACGUGGCCUUGCAUCCCAGAGGAAAUUGCACUUCAUUAGUAUUUUAAGUGCAUAAUUGGAAGUUGUUUAAGGAUUGUUUCAGACCGAUAUACAACACUGGUCUUUCAGCUCUUAUAUUAAUGUAUAAAGAGGUUGAACUACAUAUGCUGAAAAGACAUUUAAUUUUACAGGAGGGGGAAAAAUAGCUCUAAUAAGGUUUGAAGUUGUUAUCCUUGCAGGGAAGAUGCCUUUCUGUCAAUUCUCCUAAAUGCAUGCAGAACUGCUUUUAGUUGCAGUAAUAUUCCCUGGAGUAAGAGGACACUGUAUAUGCCUUGUUCUAGCUCGUGACCUUUAAUAGUAAUGCUGAUAUUAUUUCUUUUUUUAAAACUGGAGAUCGUCAGGUUCAUUCCCUUCUACCAACAUGCUGCAAAAGCAGAACAAUUGAGGAGGAGCUGUGGAGUAAAAGAGCAGGCACUUGGAGUAUUAACCAGGCAUGACUUCUGUCAUCACUCACCUAUGACAGCCAGUAAAGACAUAUGAGUACAGAUAGUUAAGAUGCCGCUAGAGUAUUAAAUACUGACCAGAACUCAAGCCUGCAAUUUUCUAGCUGCUAUUUCACUUCUAUGCUCUUAGAGCUGAAGGGAAAAUGUCACUGAUAGUAAACCUUCAGGGCAGCACAGCUUAUAAGAAGAUGUAAGAUCGCUUACACCACCUUAUAAAAAGAAUAAGAUGCAUCUUAUAAGCUCACUUCAGGUUGUCAGUGGGUUGGUUUGAACAAGUCCAAUUUGAAAAUAUGUUAGUUGCGUAUGGAAAGUAUGUUUAAAAUUUUUUUAGCCUUUUAGGAAAAGGGUAUUUGACUGCUUGAGCUGUUACGUGGAGGAAGUGCACGGGUUUUGCACCUCAGCACAGAUUUGCAUGUGGUCACAUUUUCCCUAAUGAUGCUGCCUAACCAUGAACAUGGUCUUUAACCUUUAUAAUUUGGGAGCUGUUAAGAUGUGUAGCGUUGAAUUACCCGAGCCAGGUUAGAAUGACUGUGGUCAAGUGUUGGACUCUGCAGAGGUGCACUGACUUGUUUCUCUUCCCAGGCUACCUACUUACUUCUCCGAAGAGUUUGGAUAUAUUAACCUGCAUGGGAAGAGCUUUCAUGUGACUGUUCAAAUUCCUGUAGCUUAGGUAUCCUAUCCAGUUCAAUAAAUAAACUGGCUUUUGUUGGUCUGUAUAAUACAUUUUGUUGAGCAUGGCAUUUGAGAACAAGCAGAUCAAAGUGGGUAUCAGUUUUCCAUCUGUCAGCUGUGAAAUAGCUGUUUAAUAAAGAUACUAAUCUGUGAUGUAGAAUUAAGAUAACUUCCUACAUCUUGUUAUUUGGCAUCUUGUUAUCUUUAUGGGAAUCUUAAGUAUGGGAUUAAAAUACAGAUAAAAAAAUGUAUGUGGUUUAUAGGCAUGUGAGGUAUCUGAGCUCCUAUUUAAACUCAGUUCAGUCAUUGGUGCCCAGAGAACAAUUCUCUUCCCUAAAUAAGUGCUUAGGGCCAUUUGAGGUGCCUGGAAUUAGUAACCACCCUCAUGAACCUGCAAGAGGGUCUAGGCCCUAUAGGAGGUAUGUGCCCAUCAGAAGAGGCAGUUAGAGGCCAGGUGUAAUAAUUUAUGGUAUCUUAGAUUGCACUACGCAUUUAUUUUUAGGCAACUGAAUUAGCACUAGAGCAUUUGAAAUAAGCUAAAUUGCUCUCCAAGGAGCUCUAAUUGUGUUCAAUAGGGGCUUGACUCUUACAACUGUUGGAGUUGAUCAAGGCUGAGACAUCUCCAAAGGGACAGCACUUGCGAUAAAAGACCUGUGGGAGAUCUGCACUUCUGGAGUAGCAGCUGAAGGCCAAGCAGAAUACCAGAGGACACUGGCGCUAAACAUCUAUGUUUAGGAAGCCAAAUGGAUCCCUAGAUCUCCAGUGAUUCCAGUGGUAACUUAGAUACCUGGUAUACCAGUGACACCUAAGUGUAAGCAUCUUAAUCUGGAACUGAAUCCAAUACUGAAAGCCCAAUAAUGAUGCUAGGUUGCUAUCUUGAAAUUUAUUAAAAUGAAUACCAUGUUUCACUUCUGGUUGAAUAAAUUAUUAGUUAGAUCAAAAUGGUAGUACUUCUACACAUACUAAAAUAAAUUCAUUAUUCAACCUUUCCUAUCACUUGGUAUUACAAAUAAAAUCAAUGGUUUGAUGCAAAAACUGGACCUUUUCUAACAAUCCUUUUCAAGCUUUUGAUAUAAGGGCUUUGGAAUAUUUAGAAAUUAAUAUUAUUUUAUAGAACUUCUAGGUUGCUAACAGUCACAGCUUGGAGGGCACUACUGUGAAAGACAGUAAUGGCUGCGUUAAUUCCUUGGGCUACUCAAACAGAUUGUUAGCGUGUGGGACAAGGUGUGAGCCCAAUUCUGUCUAUAAUCAUGUAGAUUGUAAAUGCUGCUGAGGAUUUGAAGUCACCAAGACAAUCUGCGUAAGUAAGGCCAAAAGAUGUUGCUUUACCAUGAAUAGCAUCACUUCUUAGAAAAGUGUCUUGGAUUAUUUCAUAGCUAAUCACACCAGGACGGCGAUCUACGGUCAGGAAGUGACCUGUUGGAUAUCAGUAAUAAAAAUCAUGUAGUUUUUAUCCUUCAUGUGGAAGACAAGCAGGAUCAUUUCUAGGCCUUUAUAGCUGAAAGUUACGGCAAUGUUCUGAUAGAUGCUCCCCCAGAUUUCCAGCUGAAUUUGGAACACAGUGAUACUGAUGAUUCUGGAAAAUCUGUGUGCUGUAUUUCUCAGCUGAGAGCAGCAGUUUUGUGCUUUCAAGUCAUAUUUUCGCAUAAAAUGACUAAGAUAUCACACUGUAAAUCUUUCGAGCAGUAACAACACUUCUGCAUUCUUCCAACGGUUCCUAAUUCCACUGAAAUCAUUAGUAAAUCUUACACUGGUUUCAGGGGAAUAACAUGAGAGCCCACAACAGGGCAUAUAACAUUUAAAUAUGCUCAUGUUUUCCAUCAUACACUUGCUACAGAGAACUGGGAAUUUUGAGACUUCAGGGCAGCCCAAGAGUUUUACACCAACAUUGUGUUUAAUGUCCUGACAAGUUCAGUGUAAAAUGCCAGUCUUAAGUAACACAAACCGAACCUGUGACUACCACUUACUAUGCUGAAUUGGAAAUAAAUAGUUUUGCUUGAGGUAGAUGAAUUUCUAGCCCAGUAAAGGUUGGGUUUUGGGUUUUUUCCAGGGAAAACUGGGAUUACUGAAGCCUGAACUUAGAGGAUAGAUAAUAUAAAAUGUUAGUACUUUAUUAUAGAUCUGUGUUGCACAGUUGUGGUACAGUUUCUUAUUUUGCUGAAAUCAGUGGCAAAGCCCUGUUUUAAGCUGGCAGAAUCAGACCCGUUGAGUGGGCAUACAAUCUCAUGUUGUAAAUUUGUAAUACUUUACACUGCAUUUACUGAAAGAGAAAUAAUGAUCUCAGCAUGCCAUCUGCCAGCUCUCUGGCUGAAUGGAACAGACUAUGUCAGUCAAAGGGUGAGAUGUGUCUUUAAAUGACUCUUGUGGUUCUUGGAGGGUUUUUUGUUCUGUUUUUUUGGGUUGCUUAGUAACAAUAUUCUUUGUGCAAAUUUGUAGCAUCUGUGCAGAAUGUGAGGUGUUAACAUGUGUAAAAAUUAAAUAGUCCAAUUAGUGUUUCCUCUGCAGAGCUUUGAGAUAAAAUGAUCCUUUCUUUUUUUUCCCCUACCCUCUACAAAUUACCUGCUGUUAGAAAAAGAAACGAUAGAUUUGUGUCUUAGAACUGAAAAAUCAUAAAUUUCCAUCUCCCUACUUCUCAGUGUAGCUAGUGUUUUCAAAUGGAGAAUAUAGCAGAAUUAAGUAACUUGCAAAACAUCAGUGGCUUCCAAAGGUCAUAUAAUUCUGUCUCUGUGGUUGGUAGCUGCACACAGGGUAAUGUCUGUGAACAAUUAUAUAUCUGCCAAUUAAACCACUGAACAAAGCACUCUGUGUCAGAAAGCUUACUUGAUGACUUGCAGAACUGUGUUAGAAGGAUCUGAAACAGAGAACCAAAUACAGUUUAAGAGACUUCAUACUCCAUUCUUUUGGCUCCCUAUAGCAGAAGAUCUGCUAGAAUCUACCCUACUAUUCAAAAUCCAUUCAAAUAUAGAAAAAGCUUAUAUAGGACGGGUUGGACCAAGCCAGCUUCUAUAAGGAGACAUACCUAGCCCUGUAUAGUCACUGAAUAGUCAGUGGAGAGAAACAGGCUCUCCCAGACAAUAGGUCAUCUACUCUCUUUUAGACACGUGUCUUAGGGUGAGAUGAAUCACCUCUCUUUCUGCAGUGACUGAACCAAAUGUGGCUAGACAACCUCUCGCUUUUAAGGCAGUAGUGGUUUGGUAAGAUGAAUCUCAUUCCCCAAGAUACCUUUUUUCCCUGAUGAUACAGUAUAUUUUGCCUUUGAUCUGUCUUGGCAAACACAACAUUUUAGAGGGAGGCAUCUUCAGCAGUCCUGAAUCAGGACAAGGUUCACAUUGACUCCAGUGGGAAAACAGGAUGAGAAAACACUGCAGGACUUCUUUUCCAGCAGUGUCUGUGUGACAAGGAAACCCCUUAACAAUGAAAAAAUUCACACUGUUUGAUUUUGUAAAUGAUAAUUCACUGCAAAUCGGAGAGACUUCGUGGAUACAGGACCUUCCCAGUGAUGACAAUGAGCUAGAAAGACUUCUGAAACCAAAUGAGCACGUGCUAGUAAACUGGCCUGUGGGAGAAAGAAAGACAGAAAAGCAUCUGGUGAGAGUUGUGUACAUGAGUGAUGACCCCCAAGAGCUGGUGGAAAUGAUGCAAAAGAUAUUACAAGCAGAUGAAAUUACAAAAAUACAAGUCCUUGGAAAAGGCAAGAGGAAGAGGAUAGAAAUGAUAUUCUCAGAAAGUGAGGACAGUGACUUGGAUAAAGAGCAGGGGAAGAUGAUGAAGCAUAUAAAAAGAAAGAAAUCAUUGCAGGCAUCUACUCCUACCAACAUCCUGACUCAACUUGAAACAUCUUUAAUUAACAAACAGAGGGAAUCAUAUUCAGGAAGCAACUUUCUGUACAGUGAAAGUAGCAGUGAUGAUGAAGAGCCUUUAUUUCAACUAUCCAAGGUAGAACUGUGUGCCAAAAUAAAAAGUCUCAAGAGGAAGCUGACAGACACCAUGAGAGAAAACUGCCGCCUAAGGCAGUCCCUGGUGAUGCUUCAAGUGUUGCCACAGGCAGUCACCCAUUUUGAGGAACUGGUAGGGAUGGCUGAAGCACUGCUCAAAGGGGGAGUGACGUCAUCUAUGUCCAGUCUGCAUUCACAUGCGGUUUGGAAAGCAUCUAACAAUCCGUUAGCAGAUUCAUAUGCAACUAUGCAUAGUAACUCCCCCUCACCCAUAACUUUGAACGUGGAAGAUGAGGAGCAACAGACUGAAAAACAGUUCAAGAUCGAAAAGUGGCAGAUUGCACUUUGUAACAAGAGCAAACCUCAAAAGUUUAUAAAUGACUUGAUGCAAGCACUUUAUACACAUGAAUACAUGGCUACACACAGCCUGACAGGUGCAAAGUCCUCCUCUUCAAAGGAUAAAGCGGCAAAACCAGCUAUGAAUCAGAAUGAAGUUCAGGAAAUAAUAGGAAUCACAAAACAGUUGUUUCCAAACACAGAUGAUGCUUUAAUUAGGCGAAUGAUGGGACAAAAACUGAACAAUUGCACCAAGAAGCCAAUUUUAAGCAAAGAUCUUAACUCAGGUGCUUUUCAGAAGCAUAGCUUCUGUGGUUCAACAGCUGCUCCUCAGGGCAUCAUCUCUUCGGCUGUUCCUCCCAGUACACAAGACCAGCAGGAUGAUGAUUCACCAGCUGCUAACACCCAAAUUCAGCAAAGCGACAGCCGCCUGACUCCUCCACCUCCCACCCCACAAGGCCAGCAGGAGUGUUUCAAGCCCACCUCUUCUAAGGUGGAGUCUCAUCUCGCCAGAAGCUCACCUGCACCCUCUCCCAACCAAGGUUGCAGACAGGAUCUCAGGAAUUCAGACAAGGAAUAACAGAAGGUACUUCACACCAGUUCAAAUUCUCAAUGGCGCUUAAGGAGUAGUAUAAAAUAGAAAAGAAAUAAUACCUAAAUGGCCUAGCAACAGUGGACAGAGAUACUGCAAGCAGAAUAGAAGCCUGAGAACCAUUUACUCAAAAUCCCACAGACUAGAAAAAAAUGAGGGCAUAUUAAUAUCUUUGGCUUCAAGGUAUUAUCAAAUAUAUGCAUGUUAUGCAGUCAUUAAAAAUAUAAACUUGUUCUGAAGAAUAUAAGUAGAGUUCCCCUUAGUUAGAAAAAAAACAUUAUUUAAAGUAAUACCAAAAGAAUGUGUAAGAGGAACCUCAAUCCCCUUGCUUUCACCUUGACAGCUGAUAGAAAACUGCUUUACUGAUCAGAGAAAGAUACUGCAUAUUAAUACCAAAAAGAUAGGUAUGAAAAGAGAAUAGAAAAAUUUCCUAGUGAAAUGAAGACUGUGGCCAGCACAGGGUUAGAAAGCACAGUGCCACAUGAGCAGAGAAGAAGAAAUAAAAUAGAUAUUUAAAGGUGCUGGUAACUUGGACAGAAGAAAUCAUUCUUAGAGCAAUGAAACUGCAGCUCUCAAGAUGUCUGCAGGAAAGCAGCAGCUCAUUUUUAAUCUCUGAAAGUUGGAAAGGCAAUGAAGGAAGCCAUGUUCCCUUCCCUCAGGGAAGAGUCCUCCAGGAUAGCUUGUUUGGUUGUUGAGGCCAUGGCUUCUCACAGGCCUUCUGCUGCUGGUACUCUGCUGGUUUGGCAGCCCUCACUCAGUCUUAUUCCCUGAACAUCGGGUCCAUAGGAUAAGGGUGCCUGAUCCUGCCAGUUGGGAAAUGGAGGACAAUUUCUUGGAAAUUACUAGUAAAGGGCAGAGCUGCCAUCCCCUACUCCCUGUGCUUUGAUUUUGGUAUGCUACCUCUUAGCUUAGAGUGUACAGGUAGAGUGUUCCUCAUGGGACUGGGACCAUACAAAUCCCAGUAACUGGACAGCUCCUCUUGAGACCUGACACCACUGGUCCCAGGGAGCAGCUGGCAGACACACACCCUGUGAUUUCCUGAGGAGGAGGAGGGAAGCUACAUUUUUUUCCUUGCUGACUUGAUUUCAGGUUUACAGUGUGCCAGUAGCAUGGGAAGGAGAGAACACUUGGAUUAUACCUUUCAUGCUUGAGUGUACUUCUCCCAGAACAGAGAGUACUAAUAAUUAGAUCUAUUUCAUACAUGGCAAACAAGCAACUAAGGAGUCAAGAUGGAAAAAAAACCAAACAACAAAGCUAAAGAAACCUAGCUAGAUUUGAGGAUUUUAUAACUCAGGAGGUUAAGGAAAUAAAUUAGAAAUAAUAUUAGGGUGAAUGCCAGGAAAAAAAUCUGAAGAUAAGGUUAGCAGCCGAAUACCUUUAAAGGGAAAUGCUACAAACCUAAACGUACUAGAACAAUACACUAAUAAAAUGCACUGCGGAGAAGACUUGUGUGUGGGCUGGGCUGUGAAUUAAGUGAUCUGGUAGCCUUUUUCAUCUCUCAUAUCUAUCAGUUCCUUGCAGAUAGGAUCAGGAUGAAAACAGGCAUGAAAUAUUAUGUAAGUUCUAUCUCUGGUUAUUAACUACCAUCUAUCAAAUGUAACAGAUGAUGCUAUUAUGUACAUUUUGUAUAUGUAAUUGUAUGUACAGCAUAUAAGAAUGUAUAUAGUUAAUCAUAUUUUUUAAGCAACUUUCUAUCAAAUAAAAUGAAACAUUACUAUG